CCGCGCCGAUCCCGGGAGCGUCCGGGUCGCCGUGCGCGAGCAAGGGAGGGAGCGCGCGUGAGGGAGGGCGCGCUCUUGGGUGCGGGCCGCGCGCUCGGUGGCGCGCAUGUGCGUGUGUGCGGGCUACGGGGCUGCCCCGAGCCGGCCGGGAGCCGGUCCGCUCCAGGUGGCGGGCGGCCGGAGCGAGGGAGCAGACAUGGACUUCGACUCGUACCAGCACUAUUUCUACGACUAUGACUGCGGGGAGGAUUUCUACCGCUCCACGGCGCCCAGCGAGGACAUCUGGAAGAAAUUCGAGCUGGUGCCGUCGCCCCCCACGUCGCCGCCCUGGGGCUUGGUUCCCGGCGCCGGGGACCUGGUCCCUGGAAUUGGUUCCCCGGAGCCGUGGCCCGGAGGGUGCGCUGGGGACGAGGUAGAAUCCCGGGGUCACUCGAAAGCUUGGGGCAGGAAUUACGCCUCCAUCAUCCGCCGUGACUGCAUGUGGAGCGGCUUCUCCGCCCGGGAACGGCUGGAGAGAGCGGUGAGCGACCGGCUCGCCGCUGGCGCGCCCCGGGGGAACCCGCCCAAGACGUCCGCCGCCCCGGACUGCGCUCCCAGCCUCGAAGCCGGCAACCCGGCGCCCGCUGCCCCCUGUGUGCUGGGCGAGCCCAAGACCCAGGCCUGUUCGGGGUCCGAGAGCCCAAGUGACUCGGAGGGUGAAGAAAUAGACGUUGUAACAGUGGACAAGAGACAGUCCCUGGGCGUACGGAAGCCAGUCACUAUCACGGUACGAGCAGACCCUUUGGACCCCUGCAUGAAACACUUCCACAUCUCCAUCCAUCAGCAACAGCACAACUAUGCUGCCCGUUUUCCUCCAGAAAGCUGCUCCCAAGGAGGGGCUUCAGAGAGCGGUCCCCAAGAAGAGGCUCUGGAGAGAGAUGCUCCAGAGGAAAAGGAAGAUGAGGCAGAUGAAGAGAUUGUGAGCCCCCCACCUGUAGAAAGCGAGGCUCCCCAGUCCUUCCACCCCAAACCUGUCAGUUCUGACACCGAGGAUGUGACCAAGAGGAAGAACCACAACUUCCUGGAGCGCAAAAGGCGGAAUGACCUCCGUUCGAGGUUCUUGGCCCUGAGGGACCAGGUACCCACCCUAGCCAGCUGCUCCAAGGCCCCCAAAGUAGUGAUCUUGAGUAAGGCCUUGGAAUACUUGCAAGCCCUGGUGGGAGCGGAGAAGAGGAUGGCUACAGAGAAAAGGCAGCUCCGGUGCCGUCAGCAGCAACUGCAGAAAAGAAUUGCAUACCUCAGUGGCUACUAACUGACCAAAAAGCCUGACUGCUCUGUCUUAUAAAGACUCGAGUUUAUUUUUUAACCUUUCCUCUCCCCUUUAGUAAUUUGCACAUUUUGGUUACGGUGGGACAGUCUGGACAGUAGAUCCCAGAAUGCAUUGCAGCCGGUGCACACACAAUAAAGGCUUGCAUUCUUGGAAACCUUGAAACCCGGCUCUCCCUCUUCCCUGGCUCAUGGGAGCACUGUGUCUUCUCUGGCGCCUUUGCUUCUCAGGCAGUCAGCUGACUGAGGAGCCUUGGGGUCUGCCUAGCUCACUAGCUCCGAAGAAAAGCCUGACAGAUGCUAUGCAACAGGUGGUGAACGUUGUCGGGGGGCUCCAGCCUGCAUGAAAUCUCACACUCUGGAUGAGCUCUAGGCUGGGAAAGGAUGCUCCCGCUGGUGUCUCUGGGGUGAUGCUAGGACAUCUGGGCCUGGACGCUCUCCCUGAGGCUCCUUUUUCCAGGAGACACAUGAGCUGUCUCGGGUGAAGACAAGCUCACAGACUCGAUCAACAUGGACCAUUACCUCACUGUCAGACACUUUACAGUAGCUGAGUUGGAAACCUUUAAUAUAUAUCUUACGAUGUUAGAUGACACCCCUCCUCCCACUCACAAUGCUGCGACCUUGUGAACAUUUAAAGAGCUUGGCCUCUCGAUUUUGUCUCAAAGCCCUCUGGGCCCUUUCCUCUAAAGGAGAGACCAUUCUGUCCUCACAAGGGGCUUUUUUGUUCCCUUCUGCCUUUGUUAUACAAUGGGCCCUACAGCACCUCUUUCCCACAGGUCAGAAAUAUUUCCCCAAAACACAUGGAAAUGGGUCCUAGCCUGCAGCCUGAGGAAGCCUCGGAGUCCUGGCUGUGAACUUGUCCCCUGCCCAGGUGUUUUCCAUCCCGGAAUCUUUUCUCAAGGCUGAUGUCAGGCACCUGGGGAGGGAGACCUGUACCACUUCCUCUUUCCCACCUCAUCUCAGUCCCUGACUGAUAAGGUUGAAGUUCUACCAGAACCGUGCAAACCUGUCCUCAUGCAACUCCAAGGAGCUUGCUGGCUCUGCAGCCACCUUUGGGCCCCCUGCCAGCCUGACAUGAGUCAGAUCCCUUUCCAGAAUCUGGACCUUACUGAAGUUCUUACUGAGAGAGCUGCUGGGACUCACCUAGUGCUCCGGAAGGUGGACUAGCUUUCUGGUGGGUUUUAGACAAGCUUUCGGUAGCUCUGCUCAGCAGACCAUGUUGGAUUUUGCCCCAGCUGGACUCAGCACCUCCAAGUGGAUUCCAGGUGCAGCCUCCAGUCUUGGAAAGGCACCCAACCCAACAGGUGUCAUGUGAGCAACCUCAGGGCAACCUAAGCCUGGCCUGGAAGAAGAACUGGCCCCUUCAGAACUCUGUCCAGGGCAGCAGGUGCCUGCUGGCUGUGGGUUUGAAAGGCGGGGAGGGGAGGAUGGUUGAGCAGUAUUCGUGGCUCUGGAAAGCCAGCUGCUACUUCCAAACCUAUUAUGCACGAUAGUCUGUUUCUGAGGUUGCUUCCUGGCCUCAGAGAACUCCAGUGAAGUUUGGGAAAAGUUGUUCUACCUUCUGCAGCAUGGUUUUCAGGAGCCAAAUGACUUCUGGAACUGUCUUUAGAAAAUAAGGUGGAUGACGGUUACUGAUGUCUCACCUGAAUAGCUUGUGUUUUAUAAGCUGCUGUUGGGUAUUAUGCUGGGAGCAGUCUUUUUUCUUUUUAAUACUGUAUUUUUGUAUGCCUUUUGCAAAGUGGUGUUGUUUUUGUACGAGAAAAAAAACUCUUGGGCAAGUCUCCUGUUGCAAGAGUCUGAUUUAUUUUGAAAGGCAAGUUUACCUGAAAUUUUGUAUUUCAUUGUGAUUAUCGAUUGCCUGAUUUUAAAAUGUUGCCUUCUGGGACAUCUUCUAAUAAAAGAUUUCUCAAAUA
Messenger RNA from Equus quagga, 3218 nucleotides. RefSeq names its product MYCL proto-oncogene, bHLH transcription factor (gene MYCL). Gene Ontology annotation, biological process: regulation of transcription by RNA polymerase II. The record is from RefSeq and is a predicted model, not a curated record. Gene Ontology annotation, molecular function: DNA-binding transcription factor activity, RNA polymerase II-specific; RNA polymerase II cis-regulatory region sequence-specific DNA binding; protein dimerization activity. Bases 107 to 1291 code for a protein of 394 amino acids. The transcript has 3 exons. NCBI's taxonomy places the organism in Eukaryota, Metazoa, Chordata, Mammalia, Perissodactyla, Equidae.